UACACCAUAUCGAAGACCAGCCCAGAAAAAAAGCCAAAAAAAAGAAAUGUGUGUAAUUUUUAUUUUUAUUUGUAUAUUAUUUGUGUUGGUUUUCCCAUUUUUGGGACGUGUAAUUUUCGAAAUCCACAAAUUAUGUUCAGGCAAUUACCAGAGACUCCUCAAGCCUUUGUGACGACCGUGGAUCUCUAGAAGAAAUAUCCGGCGAAGGUACGGGCAAACCCAGCGACGACUUCUCAUCCGGAUGCUGUAUGAAUUUACAUGCCAGGGCCUGGGGUCGUCUCGGUGAAUGUAGCUGUUAGUUGCCUGUCAACUAACUGUUUUAGAACAGGCUGGAGAAGCAACACCUGUCCAGCCCUCUGCUCGCCCAGAAACGUGUUGGGAGUACCACUGUCCAUGUUUUUAGCUCGCUCUCUGCUUAAGAUGUCAAGUCACAAUCCUUUGUUGAGGCUGGAGCAGCGAGCUGCUGAGGCUGACCAGAUCAUCGAGUUCCUCAAACAGCAAAUCCAGCUGCUGAAGGAGAAAACAAUGGUUCAGGCCAGUGUCAGAGAGGAGAAGAAGCUGAUGAUCGAGAAUGCCAAACUAAAGAAUGACAUUGAGGAGCUGAAAAAACAAUUGCUGGAGAAAGAAAAAAGGAGAGGGGUGCAGGAGGUUGCCAUGCCGUCAGGUGACGCCGGGGUUUCCAUUUGCUCCAAGCCCACCCCUCCCACACCUUCAGGUCCAGCACCAUCUGCUGCUGCCUCUGCUGCCACAGUCCAGAGCCCCCCUCCAAAAGAUGAGGGCAAGAAGAAGAAGCAGGAGAAAAAAGGAGGGGAGAAAGCCGACAAAAAGCAGGCAGCGCCCAGCCAAGAGGACGCCAAGGUGGACGUGUCUCGUCUGGACCUGCGCGUCGGUCGGAUAAUCACAGCCGAGAAGCAUCCAGAUGCUGACAGUCUGUACGUGGAGCAGGUUGAUGUGGGAGAAGCUGCUCCCAGAACUGUGGUCAGCGGACUGGUCAAGCACAUACCACUAGACCAGAUGCAGAACCGCUUGGCAGUAUUGCUGUGUAACCUCAAGCCCGCUAAGAUGAGAGGAGUGGUGUCCCAGGCCAUGGUCAUGUGUGCGAGUUCUCCAGACAAGGUUGAAAUCCUCGAUCCUCCAAGUGGAGCGGCACCAGGGGACAGAGUCACUUUCCAAGGCUUCCCAGGUGAACCAGACAAGGAGCUGAACCCCAAAAAGAAAGUGUGGGAGCAGGUUCAGCCGGACCUGCACACAGACGCUCAGUGUGUCGCAACCUACAAAGGAGCUGCCUUUGAAGUAGCUGACAAGGGAGUGUGCAAAGCCCAAACUAUGAGCAACAGUGGAAUCAAAUGAAACAACAGAGCUCCUUGAAAUAGCUCUGCGUUUACUUGGCAAUCGUCUGCACUGAUGGCAAUGAUGGUGUUGAGCAACAGGAUGGUGAUGAAUGGAAGUAAAUGCUUACAAGAUGUUUAAUAAAGGGUUUGGAUUAGCA
Molecule: messenger RNA, 1489 nt
Organism: Menidia menidia (Atlantic silverside)
Lineage: Eukaryota; Metazoa; Chordata; Actinopteri; Atheriniformes; Atherinopsidae
Source: the annotation of a GenBank genome assembly